AUUAUCUAGGUUGCAUUUAUACAAAUGGUACGAUCGUUGUAUAUGCCCCAACAGUUGGUUUUGUUCAUUUCGAAAACGUACACGAAUCCAACAACUCGUCAAAUCACAUCAGAUAUCGAUUGAAAAUGACUAAGCUACAAGUUUUCUGUUUUUUUGCGAUUACUAUUUGCAUUGUUAUAAACAAUAUAAAAUGCGCAUCGCCAGACGAAUGUCGUGAUCAGAUUUGUAAGACCAACAACAAACUUAGCAAUUUAACUGACAAUCAAAAAUACCAACUGGUCAACGGUCUCAUUCGUGCAUACUCAUAUGCGCGAAUUCAGGUUUUGAUUUUUCCGCCAGUUCCUGAGUUAAUGGCAAGCAGAGGCAGGGCGAAAGCUUUUGAUUCAAUAAUAACCCAAGAACAGGAUAUACUACAAUUUAUUACAGACCAAGAGUUAGCAAUUGAGUAUGACCUAACUGACUUUAACACGGCAGUAUACAACAGACAUCAGCUGAUACGUACUAUAUUCAACCAUGUUCUACAUCACCAAAUGAAUAACAUCCAAAUGUGCGUGAAUGACGAAGGCAAAAAAUGCAAAUUGGUCGGGAUAAUAACGCGUGCAUUAAAUCCUGAGCAUAGAUUUACACAAAGAUGUAAUGAAGAAUUUAAAUGCGUUAUAGCAUUGGAAGGGAUGAUUACGGCAGACGGCGUUGUACCAACAUACAACACACGAGUAGAGAAUUAUGUAGAUCGGCGACUUCCGUCAGGAUUGUAUAAAACAGAACUUGAGGCAGUUAUAUAACUAUAUUCAUUAAUAAACUAUUAUUAUAACCAAUAAUGUCGUCGUAUAGCUGUUAUUAUUUCAUAUAUUAGGAAAAACACCAGCACCGCAACAGUUGGAUCA
Messenger RNA from Adelges cooleyi (spruce gall adelgid), 884 nucleotides. RefSeq lists its product as uncharacterized. The record is from RefSeq and is a predicted model, not a curated record. The transcript is spliced from 10 exons. Lineage: Eukaryota; Metazoa; Arthropoda; Insecta; Hemiptera; Adelgidae. Bases 126 to 782 code for a protein of 218 amino acids.